GAAUGAGAUAGUUAGGCCAAUAACUACAGCCAUCUGACGUUUCGAAUGGAAGUACGAAGUACGUCAGCUGGAACGCUAAUGCAAAUGCAAUUUUUUGUGUACUAGUUUCCCAAUUCGAUUAAUAUUUCGUGAAUUUACCAAGUUAAUUUUACAGAAUUAUGUUUUACAUGUCGUGAACGCUUAGAGUUAGUUUUCGUUAGUGAUGUGAUAGUGUAGUGUUAAGUAUAACUGGUGCAUUUUGAAAUGUCGGCCAAAGACAAGUGGGUUCGCCGGUUUUCGGUAGACGAAACAGCAAAACACAAGAAUGGAUUUACUAUUUACAAGAUUACUUCAGUGGUAAAUAUUGCGUUGUUCCCAAUCCAGUCCCCUGAUGCAUCAACAGUUGUAUCCGUUUGGAAGCGGUAUAGCGAUGUGCAGAGAUUACACAAAAGUAUGCGGUCCCUACAUGCUGGGCUACACCUCCGAGGCACCUUCCCGGCUUUGCCAAGAUAUAGCUUUUUUAAAAGGUUUCAAACUGAGGUUAUAACAGAAAGAGCUAAGACAAUCAAGUCACUGUUGGAGUUUAUAGCUGAACAUCAACUUCUAUUCACCAGUACAGAUUUUGUCAACUUUUUGCAGACUGGCUACCCUGAACCGGAGCCGCAGGCGGGCGGCGUGAUCAACGCCAUCCGGUCCUCACUGCACCUGCCUAUUGAAGAAACUCCGCCGCUGGAGUACCAGACGGAUGACGACGAUGCCAGUAGUCCCACACAUACUGCUCGAGUAGCAACGGAAUCAUCACAAACACCUCUAACUAGUCGAGACGAGACUGACUUCAUAUCACAAAUACCAAUAUACGAAGCAGCUAACGUUGAAAUACGAACCUCCCCGAAAAAGGUUUCUUCCGCCGACAGUUUCGAAUCAAUCAAUUCCAUAGACAGCAUAGACAGUGACCUCUAUGACGAAUUAAACAAACUGACAGUUGAAAAAAGGCCAACUGUCAAAACGAAAUCAGUGUUGCCAGACUUAAUAAAUUUCGACGCGCCUUCAACUUCGAAAUUCGACGAUUACCACACUAUGCGCAAAAAGGCUGAUUCAGAUACGAUCUCUUUGAAUUCAAACGUUUGUUCUUCUUCUUGUGACGAAUCGAGGCGGAGCAGUUCGCGAGUGUCUUUGUACAGUAAAAGUGUUUUGUCUCUACCUAACGCGGAGUGUAAAACAAAGACGGAAGAUAGUUAUGUGUUUGAGGCCGGUUAUAUGUUGAAUUUGGCGGCGAGGUGUGAAGAUAUGGGGGACUAUCAAAGAGCCUUCGAAUGUUAUAAGUCUGGUAUUGAGAAGAUGCUUAUUGGAGUGCAGACCGACACAGACCCGCAAAGAAGAGCGCUAAUCAAAGAGAAAACCAACAAAUAUUUGUCUUACGCCGAGGAUAUUUACAAAAACCAUCUCUGCGAUACGGAACGGAGUUUGCUUCCUGAACCGGAUGACAACUCGCGAUCUCUCCACUGCCCGAUCCCUCUGUCAAUGCUGAAGCGGCCCUAUGAAGACCUGUCACUAUACAGAGUACUGGAUAUCCUAGGGAACAGCAUGAUGCUGGUACUGCAUAAGACGGAACAGGCUUAUUAUGCUAUGAAGGUCAUCCAAAAAGUACCGAACAACUUGACAGAGUUCGACGAAUUCUUCGUUCAGCGAGCAAACGAAACCAGACAACCAAUACUACCAACAGUUAUACCGUACAUGGUGCCUCUACAAGCCUAUAUCGAAACCAGUAACCUCAUAUUCUUAAUACUCUCAUACGCACCAGGAAAGAAACUAUUCGACUACAUCAAAAACUACACGAAAUCACUACCAACCACCCCAGCAAGGGAAGUCAACCUAGAAAACGUAUUCACUGAACCAAAAAACAAGAAUUCAAAAGUCAAUGAUAAUGAAGUUGAAAGUGUAGCGAAUAAUAAUGAAGAUGUGUCCGUCAACGAGUUGGUGUUGAAUUCUCAGAAACUGCUGAUCAAUGUUGAUAGAGUUUUGAGCGAAACGAAGGUUGAAGUUAAGGAGGAUACAAAGGAUUGUAAAGUUGAUAAUGCGUGUGGUUCGCCAAGUAUUAAUAGGAGUGUUGUAAUUACUUUGUCAGCCGCUGCGCGGUCGCGACGUGUUGCCGCCGUCGGCCCUGUGUCGCUGGGCCGCGGAGAUACUCACCGCCUUGGAGUGUCUGCACAACUGCGGGGUUAUAUGCAGAGACCUGUCCCCGCGCGACGUGCUGCUGGGCGGCGGCGGGCGCGUGCUGCUGUCGUACCGCGUGGGCUGGGCGGGCGCGGGGCUGCGCCUGUGGGCCGCGCGCGCGUCGCGCCGCCCCGCCGCGCUGGCGCCCGAGCUGUGGCACGACGCGCUCAGCGACGCGCCCGCGCGCGACCACGUCUGCGACUACUGGAGCCUGGGCGCGCUUCUCUAUGAGCUGCUGUGUGGGGUCUGCCAGCUCAGUUUAUACCGGGACGGACAGGUGCUGGACUGCUCAUAUUAAAUGGCUUCACAUUCUACAUGAAGAACCAUCAGGCACAUGGCAAGAAACAAUGGUAUUGCUCGUCAAGAGAUGUGCACGGCUGCCGAGCUGACGUCAUCACCUACAAAGGUCUAGACGGAAGAGAUUACAUCUCCAUAUUUCGAGGCAGACACAUACACGACCCCCCACGUUUGCGGCAAUGUCACGAUGGUAGAUUUAUAAGAGAAAAAUAUUUCUUUAAUAGGCAAUCACUCCAGUGAUCUAUAUUUUUUUUAUUUUAAUUUUUAAUGAAUUUUAUUUUGUAAAGAUUGUGAUGUACUUAUUGUAACAUGUUCUUCUUAUGCAUGUUUCUGAUGUAGGGACCUGCUAGUUAUUAGAACAGUUUUUGUGACUAUUUUAGGAAAUACAGUAUUCUGGUAAACUCUUGUUGGUUUUAUUGACCCGCCUUAAUACAAAUUGUGUAUGUGAGUAGUUUAAGCUGUUUAUAGAACAUAUUAAUGCAAGUUAAUUGCCAAAUAACUAUUAUUGUAACUUGGAUGAAUUGUAAAGGAAAUAUUUCUCAAUCAAAAACAUAAGCUGAAAAGCUGAAUUAGUAGUUACUAAAAAAGUACUUAUGUGAAAUAAUAAACAAGCGAUUGUUUUCA
Molecule: messenger RNA, 3114 nt
Organism: Trichoplusia ni (cabbage looper)
Lineage: Eukaryota; Metazoa; Arthropoda; Insecta; Lepidoptera; Noctuidae
Product: ribosomal protein S6 kinase delta-1-like
Exons: 11
Coding region: 244-2424 (726 amino acids)
Biological process (GO): protein phosphorylation
Molecular function (GO): protein kinase activity; ATP binding; phosphatidylinositol binding
Source: RefSeq, a predicted model, not a curated record